Peromyscus maniculatus bairdii (prairie deer mouse) is the source of this 4894-nucleotide messenger RNA. RefSeq names its product CHM Rab escort protein (gene Chm). The record is from RefSeq and is a predicted model, not a curated record. Gene Ontology annotation, molecular function: GDP-dissociation inhibitor activity. Gene Ontology annotation, biological process: intracellular protein transport; protein geranylgeranylation; small GTPase-mediated signal transduction. Gene Ontology annotation, cellular component: Rab-protein geranylgeranyltransferase complex; cytoplasm; cytosol. Lineage: Eukaryota; Metazoa; Chordata; Mammalia; Rodentia; Cricetidae.
GCCACAAACUACUGUCACAUGACACGUUUCCUGUCAAGAUGGCGGAUAAUCUCCCUUCGGAUUUUGAUGUGAUCGUAAUAGGGACGGGUUUGCCUGAAUCCAUUAUUGCGGCUGCAUGUUCAAGGAGUGGCCAGAGGGUUCUGCAUGUUGACUCACGAAGCUACUAUGGAGGAAACUGGGCCAGUUUCAGCUUUUCAGGACUGUUGUCCUGGCUAAAGGAAUACCAGGAAAACAGUGAUGUUGUGACUGAAAAUUCAACAUGGCAAGAACAAAUACUUGAAAACGAGGAAGCUAUUCUUCUUAGUAGCAAGGAUAAGACAAUUCAACAUGUAGAAGUAUUUUGUUAUGCCAGUCAGGAUUUGCACGAAGAUGUUGAAGAAGCUGGUGCACUGCAGAAAAAUCAUGCUUCUGUGACAUCUGUGAAGUCCAUAGAGGUUGCAGAGGCUGCAGAAGCUUCUUGCCUGCCUACUGCAGAUGAGUCAUUAAGCACCCGGAGCUGUGAAACACCAGCAGAACAGACUCAGAGCAGUGAUCCAGAGAGUUCACUAGAAGUAAAUGAUGCUGAAGCAGCAGAAGAGAAAGAAAAUCUUAGUGAUGCUAAAACUUCAGAGGAAGAGACAAGUGAAAAUGUGCCUCAAGUACAAGACAACACAGAGCCACCAAAGAAAAAUACCAUUACUUACUCACAGAUUAUUAAAGAAGGCAGAAGAUUUAAUAUUGAUUUAGUAUCAAAACUUCUCUAUUCUCGGGGAUUACUAAUUGAUCUUCUAAUCAAAUCAAACGUUAGUCGAUAUGCAGAGUUUAAAAAUAUUACAAGGAUUCUUGCAUUUCGAGAUGGAAUUGUGGAACAGGUUCCCUGUUCUAGAGCAGAUGUCUUCAAUAGCAAACGACUUACUAUGGUAGAAAAACGAAUGCUUAUGAAAUUUCUAACAUUUUGUAUGGAAUAUGAAGAACAUCCUGAUGCAUACAAAGCAUAUGAGGAAACUCCAUUUUCUGAAUAUUUAAAAACGCAAAAAUUAACCCCCAACCUACAAUAUUUUGUCCUGCAUUCAAUUGCAAUGACCUCAGAGCCAACAAGCUGUACUGUAGAUGGCCUCAAAGCUACCAAAAACUUUCUUCACUGUCUUGGGCGGUAUGGCAACACUCCAUUCCUGUUUCCUUUAUAUGGCCAAGGUGAACUCCCACAGUGUUUUUGCAGAAUGUGUGCUGUGUUUGGUGGAAUCUAUUGUCUUCGCCAUUCUGUACAAUGCCUUGUAGUGGACAAAGAAUCCAGAAAAUGUAAAGCAAUGAUAGAUCAGUUUGGUCAAAGAAUAAUAUCUAAACAUUUCGUUAUUGAAGACAGUUACCUUUCUGAGAACACAUGUUCCCGUGUACAGUACAGGCAGAUAUCCAGGGCAGUCCUGAUUACAGAUGGAUCUGUACUAAAAACGGAUUCAGAUCAACAGGUCUCCAUUUUGACAGUGCCAGCAGAAGAACCAGGAAGUUUUGCCGUUCGGGUCAUUGAGUUAUGCUCUUCAACAAUGACAUGCAUGAAAGGCACAUAUUUGGUGCAUUUAACUUGUGUGUCUUCUAAAACAGCAAGAGAAGAUUUAGAACAAGUAGUACAGAAAUUGUUUACUCCAUAUACAGAAAUGGAAGCAGAAAAUGAACAUGUUGAAAAGCCAAGGAUUCUAUGGGCACUCUACUUCAAUAUGAGAGAUUCUUCAGAUAUCAGCAGAGAUUGUUAUAAUGAUUUACCAUCCAAUGUUUAUGUGUGCUCUGGCCCAGACUGUGGUCUAGGAAAUGAUAAUGCAGUCAAACAGGCAGAAACACUUUUCCAGCAAAUCUGCCCAAAUGAAGACUUCUGUCCAGCCCCACCAAAUCCUGAAGAUAUUGUCCUUGAGGGAGACAGCUCACAACAAGAAGCUUCAGAAUCCAGUGUCAUACAAGAGGCCAACUCAGAGAUUCCCAAGGAAAGUACAGACCUGGGAAACCCAGAGGAGCCCUCUGAGUAGUGCAUAUGCCUCAGACUUAAUAUCCUAACUUGGAAAUUCCUCUUGGUUUCAUAGUCUUCUUGAUGGAAGGAAUAUAUGAAAUCUUUUAGAAAACAACAACCAAUAGGCAAAAUUACAAGAAGAAAUGAGUCCCAGAAAUUUAAAGGGGAAUUUUCUUCAAAGAGAGCAUUUCCAGGAACAUAAAACACUUGUAAAGCACAUUGACUUGCCUGUUUUAAGAUAACAAACCUGUAAGAUUAGCAAAUAAAAAAUAUAAAUGGACUGAUUCCUAGGAAUGUAGCUAUGAUGUGAAAGGGAUCCUAUGCAUAGUUAGUAAUUAUGUGGUGUUCACAUAAAUUUGUUUGCCACUUGGGAUCUUUUUUGUUGAAAGCCACAUCUGGAGAGUCAGCUCACAUACUUAUUUUGAUUAUUUGAAUUAUAUUUUCAUUCUGGGUAUGAUAUAACAGAUAAAAGGAUAUGUAAAUACAAUAGAGUAAAGCUAAGCUAUCAUAAUCUGGCCAGAAGCCUAUAUUUGGGGUAAAAGUUGGUUUUAUUUUCUAUGUUAAGAACCAAAAAUGUCAAUACUAAGGUGUUCAGAUGUUUUGCUAAUAAUGAUUUGUUAGUAAUUAGUAAUUUGGAUGUAAUAUUAUACACACUGGCUAAAGUUCAAAAAUGAGGAAAUGUAAGAAUGGAAACAAACAUUUGGAAAAGGUCCUUCAUGAUUCUACUAAAUCAGGGUAACUGAUGCACGAACCUCCUUGUUCCCAGAACUAAUUUCAUUAUGGCUAUGCUACUCAAAAUAUUAGGCAAAUUGUUUAACUUCUUAUCUUCAGUUUCUCCAGAUUCAAAGUAGAAUACUAUGCUUACUAUGUCAGAGUGGUUAUGAGAUAAAUGCAGCACCAUCUUUAGAAUGGUUCUUCUGGAAAAAUACUGUUUUGAAACUUUCUCAUUGAUUGACCUGUGGAUAAAUAUCAAACCAACCUCAUGAUCACAGUGUUAUAUUUAUUGUGUUAAAAUUUUAAAAUGCAAGUCUGUUUCCUCAUUAGUAACAAGUGGAAUGGUCGUUUUUAAAGUCUUAGAAAUACUUAAUAAAUUCAUAUUCCUCUUCUGGCAACUAAACCUGAAACCAUGGAGAACUGAACAGAGUAUAACAGUUAAUAAACUGAAAUACACACUUUACAUGAAAACAUGAGGGCUAUACAUUGGCAGCAAAUCUAUUUGCAAUGCCUGCAAUUUAAAUUUCUCCAAGCUCUGGUGGUCUACUUUCUUUGAGCAAUAGUUUGGACCUAGAACUACCUGUAAAUAAAUAAACAAUAAAUAAACCCAGUGCUUCCUGUCAGUGAGCAGUGGCUCCAGUGUAAAGCAUAGAGUUCUCCAUGUGCAGCUAGUUCCUGGCCUGGCCAGGUUUCAGGGAAGAUUUCAAAGGAAGCUCCCAGCAGAGUCUUAAGAAAUGGAAAAAUCCAAGGAAUGUUGCUCUUGCUGACCCCUGCAGAUUGAAUUGAAUUGAGGAAGGAGGACAAACAUCCCAGAUUCCCUGGCUAGUCUUCUCAGACUGCCUGCACCUCCUGCUGUACAGCCCUCUCUCCUCUGUAGUACCCUUUCCCUUUUGUAAUGUCACACAAAUCAGGGACAGAAUCACAUUAUAAACUACUUUGUCACAAAGCUUCAGCUCUUCAGUCUGUUGUUGUUUCCUGAAGCCCAACUAGGGCAUGCACUAAAUGCCAAGUACACACCUGUACAGCACCAGGUAUUGGUCCUGCCUCUCCAUGGCAGCAAUAGGGAAGUUUCUCUUAGAUGGGGAUAUUCAGUUGGAAUACAAUCACAAUAAAGUUGCACCACUAAAAAUGUUAUACUUUGUUAUAAUCUAGAGUUAAGACCUCCUAAAUGUAGCAUGCGCAUUUACCUAAGGAGACAAUUAGGCUAGAUAGGUUUAGAAUAACUAGAAACCUUUGGACACUGCAGCUAUAUAAAUUGUAGAGCAGCAGCAGCAACUAUUGUAUGCUUUCAUGGCCUAGCUAAUACUGUAGCUUUUUUAUUCCUUUGAUGUCACCCAAACAAUCGCGCUUCCAGGUCAUUUACUAAAUAUAUUGUUGAAAUGCUUCAAGUAGUGGUUAAAAAUACCACAAAACUCUUCUUAAAGAUUGUAAAGACAGUUCUUCCUAUUUCCUGUUGCCUCAGAAUGCAAUACUAAACAUUUGAAGAGCAUUUUCUUGUUUUCUUAAUUACUGCCAGUAAAUACUUAUUUUUGCUGUUUUAACUUCAAAACAAUACCAACAACAAUCAUUAAGGUAAUGUUGUAAAACCAUAAGUUUAACAUGAUAUGAAUAAAAUUGCUGUUUUACAUAAUGCAAAUAUUACAGUAAUUUAAACUUUGAAAGUUGCUGUUAUCAAAGAAUUUUUACUUGUAUGUUCAAAAUAUUUAAAUAUGCAUGCCUGUUUUCUUAGUAACCAAAAAUCAUAUCAUUAAGUGAUUGAUAUAAGAUCCAACAACUAAUCCCAUGUUGCUUUUGUAUAUUUUUUCUAGUUGGUGUGCCUGCCCAAGAAAACAUAAACAAUAGAUGUCACUUUCUAUUUUUCUAAAGUAAAAUGGCCACAAACAUGGGUAACUUCUAGGAUAAAGGAAAUUUCUAAAAUAAUAUCCACAAUUAUAAAGUUGAUUGUUGACAAUUAUUAAUUUCUGGCAAAGUUGUUUCUAGAUUUUUUUCUGUCUUAAAUUUUCUUUUCUAGUUUCUAAAUAGUAGCAAUCAUUUUAAAGGAAUUAAAACCAUUUUCUUGCAAAUUAUUUAUGUACUGUUAUUGGUAUUGAAUAAUUUGUCUUUUUGCUCAGUAAACUUUAUUAUAUGUAUUUUUAAAAGCAUGAAUAAUAAUUUGCACACUGUAACAGGGAGUUUUCAGAGGAAAUAAAGACUUUUCAAUGCCUU